AUGCGCUUAUUCCAGCUGGACCCUUGCUGGACGGAGCGGACGGACGGAUGCCCUUUGGGUGUGUUGGCGGUGGCUCACCUGGCAUGUUUGGCUUACCAGUUCCCCCGAGACAGUCCCAGAUGCCCCCGCUCUUGCCCUUCCCUGGCUGGCAGGACUCGCGUCUGGGGUUUUUCUUAUCCUCCAAAUGUCCCAGGAGGGCAUCUGCCCUCCGCUCUCUGGGCUCAAGGCUGCCCCGAGGGAGGCCUCUGCGGGGCCCAGGGGCCCUCCUUGCCAGGCCUGGCUCUGCCAAGCGCCCAGCCAAGAGGAACAGCAGCAGCAGCAGCAGCAGCAGGAAGAGCCCGAAGAAGGACGGCUGCGGAUCUGCCAGGCUCUGGAGCCCCUCCUCUCUCCGGCUCCCAGCUGGCCUGCCUGCCUUGCCUGGCUGGCUGCCUCUCAGCUGGGCGGAGGAGGAAGGCGAGGGGCCGGCCUCCGAGUGCAAAAGCCCCGGAACCGGAGAAGGAGGAGCAGGGCCAAGGCCAGCAGCAGCAGCAGCACAGCCCCCAGCAAGACGACGACGCCGCCGCCAUGUCGACCACCGGAGCCUCCGGAGCAGCCUCCUCUUCCUCUGGCCCCAGCCACCGACUCCAGCAGACGCAGAGCCAAGUGGACGAGGUGGUGGACAUCAUGAGAGUCAACGUGGACAAGGUCCUGGAGCGCGACCAGAAGCUCUCGGAGCUGGACGACCGGGCGGACGCCUUGCAAGCGGGAGCAGCCCAGUUCGAGACCAACGCCGCCAAGCUGAAGCGCAAGUUCUGGUGGAAGAACUGCAAGAUGUGGGCCAUAUUAAUAGCUGUGGUGGUUGUCCUCUUAAUCAUCAUCAUUGUUUGGAGUACGUCCUCAUGAGCAACUGGGGAAAACUCUGGACUUGAAGCUAUCGGCGAGAAACUCCAGGCUCCGACAUCAUAACUUGCUGCGUUGUCAAGCUUUCCUACGGUGCGCAAAUCAAGCAUUGUUUUGGAUUGACACAUUAACCCUUUUGUAGUUCAUCAGCAGUGUGCCUUUAUUUAAGUGGCAUGCUUCAACUUGUAAAUGUUAUUUUGGGUGGGCUGGGGAUGCUGGGAGCUGUGUGAGCUAGAGAGGAAAGCGUAAGACAGUCUCUUCUGGGACAAAAGGGCAAUUCCCGGGAUGUACUGCUUUUUAAUGUCCCGUGAGUAUCCUUUGCCUUUGCCGCUUGGAAAAGAGACAGGUGCCAGUUUUCAUUAGUGCCUUCGUGGAAGAGGUCACCCUCUCACUCACCAUUGUGCCAUUUGGAGUCACCUUUGUGGCCUUAAUAGUACCUUCCUAUUUGUCUGGCUACCGUCAGCAAGCCCUGCCUAUCUCACACAGCUUUUACAUUACGACGGGAUGGUGCUGCACAUGCUUAGCACUUAACAACUGCCAAAGAUACCUUACAGUUUUUCAGACAAAAGAAAAAACACUCGCACAAUACCGUUCCUAUUUUUCUUAUGGUAAACUGCCACAACUUGGUGCCUUACUGCUUCGACCUGAACAAACGCCACAAAGUAUUCCUAAUCUUUUUAUAACCCUGGAUGCACUUAAUGAAAGCUUCUGGAGGAGCUGCCCUCCUGGAAAAGCCAAAGCGGCAAGAAAUACUUCACUCCCAGCAAGAUGAUGGGGAGGCUGUCUGCAAAAGCAGUGUUUGAAAAGUAAACCAACUUGCUUAGUUUGCUGUCUUGGGAACGUUCAUCUGCCAUCUCUUGCCCCUUGUUCCCAGUCUGUUUUCGGGGUGCCUCCAGACAUGAGCGAAAGGCUGCUUUACCAUUAAAAUCAAACAGGCCCAGGGCUGUGUUUUGGGGGUUUGGGUUGGCCAUUUCCUCCCUCUGUUUGUAAAAACAUGUUUAUAAUAAUGUCAGAUUUGUCAGCUUGCUAGUUUGGAGGGGCUGGGAGCUUUACCAGGCUGAUGAUUGAAGACACAUGAAAUGUUGCUUUUCCUUCAUAACAAGUGCUAUUGUCAUGUCAAUCAUACUGCAAUUAAUAUUAACACUAAUUGUCUAAAUUUUGAGCUUAACAAAACAGGAGGGGUUUUUUGGGUUUUGUAACACAUACCACGAUUUUUAACUAACACUCUUCUUAUCCGACGGCUUCUCAGUGAAUAAAUCCGCAGCAGGAAGAGAAGCGUCCUGGAAUUAAUUGCCUGCAGCAGGAAAAGGUGCCUUCCUUGUAACAGUUGAAUAAAAGUGGAUUUGUAGUCUC
Messenger RNA from Sceloporus undulatus (fence lizard), 2232 nucleotides. It is a transcript of the gene VAMP3, whose product is annotated as vesicle associated membrane protein 3. Bases 1 to 882 code for a protein of 293 amino acids. Gene Ontology annotation, cellular component: SNARE complex; plasma membrane. The transcript has 6 exons. Gene Ontology annotation, biological process: SNARE complex assembly; vesicle fusion; vesicle-mediated transport. Gene Ontology annotation, molecular function: syntaxin-1 binding; SNAP receptor activity. The record is from RefSeq and is a predicted model, not a curated record. NCBI's taxonomy places the organism in Eukaryota, Metazoa, Chordata, Lepidosauria, Squamata, Phrynosomatidae.